This is a messenger RNA of Alexandromys fortis (reed vole), 7715 nucleotides long. It is a transcript of the gene Ttbk2, whose product is annotated as tau tubulin kinase 2. The transcript is spliced from 16 exons. NCBI's taxonomy places the organism in Eukaryota, Metazoa, Chordata, Mammalia, Rodentia, Cricetidae. Bases 522 to 4247 code for a protein of 1241 amino acids. Gene Ontology annotation, cellular component: ciliary basal body; nucleus; cytoplasm. Gene Ontology annotation, molecular function: protein serine/threonine kinase activity; ATP binding. Gene Ontology annotation, biological process: signal transduction; peptidyl-serine phosphorylation; cilium assembly. The record is from RefSeq and is a predicted model, not a curated record.
GGCUAGGCUGUGCGGCUUGCGGGGGGGAGAGUAACGUCGGGCCGGGUCAGCGGGCGCUGCAGUAGUCGCCGCAGCGGCUAUGGGAGCGGUGGGGACGAGGCGGCGGCGGCGGCGGCAGGAGGAGGUGCAGGGGCUGGCACGAGAGCAGCGGCCCGGGGAGGCCCGCAGCAACACCCGCAGCCGCCGCCGCCGCCUUUAGACGCGGACGGCACCCGAGGGGACCGCCGGCCGUCUAAGCCGCGCUCGGGUCCCGCCGCAGUGGGCGGCGGGGGAUGGGCAGGCGGCGGCGGGCCAGCCUGCUGAGCGGUGACUCCUGCCGGUGCGAGCCCUGAGCUGGACCCCAGCCCUCCGCCGGAGAUCCUGCGUCCGCCGCGGCCCAGAAUUGUAAAACCAGUAAGAUCAAGUGCCUAUUGAAAGAGACUCACUCUUGGCUAAGAAGAGAAGUAGGAAAUAGAUUAAAUGGAAACCACCCUUGGGAGCUAGAUGCCUGUGUAGCUGUUAUACCACAUCAGUGUUUUGCAAUGAGUGGGGGAGGAGAGCAGCCAGACAUCCUCAGUGUUGGAAUCUUGGUCAAAGAACGAUGGAAAGUGUUAAGAAAGAUUGGGGGUGGGGGCUUUGGAGAAAUUUACGAUGCCUUGGACAUGCUCACCAGGGAAAAUGUGGCACUGAAGGUGGAGUCAGCUCAGCAGCCAAAGCAAGUCCUGAAGAUGGAGGUUGCCGUGUUAAAGAAACUGCAAGGGAAAGACCAUGUUUGUAGAUUUAUUGGCUGUGGGAGAAAUGAUCGUUUCAACUAUGUGGUCAUGCAGUUGCAGGGUCGGAAUCUGGCAGAUCUUCGACGUAGCCAGUCCCGGGGCACAUUCACCAUCAGCACUACUCUUCGGCUUGGGAAACAGAUUCUGGAGUCUAUUGAAAGCAUCCAUUCUGUGGGAUUCCUCCACAGAGACAUCAAACCGUCAAACUUCGCAAUGGGACGCUUUCCCAGUACAUGUAGGAAAUGUUUCAUGCUUGAUUUUGGCUUGGCCCGACAAUUUACCAAUUCCUGUGGUGAUGUCAGACCACCUCGUGCUGUGGCAGGCUUUCGAGGGACAGUUCGUUAUGCAUCAGUCAAUGCUCAUCGGAACAGGGAAAUGGGAAGGCAUGAUGACCUUUGGUCUCUAUUCUACAUGUUGGUAGAGUUUGUGGUUGGCCAGCUGCCUUGGAGAAAAAUAAAGGACAAGGAGCAAGUAGGUUCCAUUAAGGAGAGGUAUGACCAUCGGCUCAUGCUGAAGCACCUCCCUCCCGAAUUCAGCACCUUUCUUGAUCAUAUUUCUUCUUUGGAUUAUUUUACAAAACCGGACUACCAGCUUCUUACUUCCGUGUUUGACACUAGCAUCAAGACCUUUGGAGUAAUUGAGAGUGACCCUUUUGACUGGGAGAAGAGUGGAACUGAUGGCUCCCUAACUACCACCACCACCUCUGCCACCCCUCAGUUGCACACCCGCUUGACCCCUGCUGCAAUUGGAAUUGCAAAUGCCACCCCCAUCCCCGGAGACUUGCUCCGAGAAAAUACAGAUGAGGUGUUUCCAGAUGAACAGCUUAGUGAUGGGGAGAACGGUGUCCCUGCUGCUGGGUCCCCAGAUAAACUGCCUGGGUCUCUGGGGCACACUCGCCCUCAGGAAAGGGACGUCUGGGAAGAGAUGGAUAUCAACAAGAACAAGAUAAAGCUUGGAAUUUGUAAGGCUGCUACUGAAGAAGAAAAUAGCCAUGGUCAAGUAAAUGGUAUUCUCAAUGCUCCAAGCCUUGGUUCGCCAGUUCGUGUCCGAUCAGAGAUUACGCAGCCAGAUAGGGAUGUCCCGUUAGUAAGAAAACUACGUUCCAUUCACAGCUUUGAGCUAGAAAAGCGUCUGACACUGGAGCCAAAGCCAGAUACCGACAAAUUUCUUGAGACCUGCAUGGAGAAAAUGCAGAAAGAAUCCAGUGCAGGAAAGGAGUCUGUUCUCCCUGCUCUGCCUCAGAAGCCUUGCGUUCCUGUUGUGUCCCGCACUGACCACGUCUGGCACUAUGAUGAAGAAUACCUUCCUGAUGCCUCCAAACCUGCCUCUGCUAACACACCAGAGCAAGCAGAUGGUGGUGGCAGCAAUGGAUUUAUAGCUGUUAAUUUAAGCUCUUGCAAGCAGGAGGUUGAUUCCAAAGAAUGGGUGAUUGUGGACAAGGAGCAAGACCUUCAGGACUUUAGGACAAAUGAGGUGUUAGGCCAUAAAACAACUGGAAGCCCUUCAGACGAGGAGCCUGAAGUGCUUCAGGUCCUUGAAGGGUCUCCUCAAGAUGAAAAGAUCCAAGUAGGUCCUUGGACUGACAACCGUCACUUAAAGGAAAGCUCAGGUGUGGUCUUAGCACUUUCUGCAGAAGGUCCUGCCACUGCUGCUUCAGAACAGUACACAGAUAGGCUAGACCUCCAGGCUGGAGCUGCUAGUCAGUUCAUCACAGUUACUCCCACAAGUCCAAUGGAGGCACAAGCAGAAGGACCCCUGACUGCGAUUACAAUUCCUAGACCUUCUGUGGCAUCAACACAGUCAACUUCAGGAAGCUUUCACUGUGGUCUACAACCAGAAAAGAAAGACCUUCAGCCCUUGGAACCCACUGUGGAACUUUAUUCUCCAAGGGAAAACUUCUCAUGCUUGGUUGUAACAGAAGGCGAACUUCCUAGUGGAGGAAGCAGAAUGGAUUUGGGACUCCAGAUAGAUCAUGUUAGCCAUGACUUAUUACCCAAUGUCAGAGACGGCGAUACAUCUCAGGACUUGGGACCAAAAGACCUUCCUGACCAUAAUAGACUAGUUGUGAAAGAAUUUGAAAAUCUCCCAGGAGAAACAGAGGAAAAAAGCAUUCUUCUGGGCUCAGAUAAUGAAGAUGAGAAGUUAGUUAAAGGACAGCAUUGCGUUGAAAUUUCUCUCCCAGGAGAGUUUGUGACUGCAGAAAGGGAUCAGUCAGCUACCACAGAACCUCUUGAUGUAUCAAAGACACAGAAUUUUAGUGUGGUGCCAAAUCAGGACAAAAACCAUGAGAUAAUGAAGCUUUUGGCAGUUGGAACUUCAGAAAUUUCUCAACAAGUCAUUGACCCACAUGCUGAAGGGCAGAUGGGCCAGGUGGCAGCAAUGCAAAACAAUAAGCUAUUUAAGGGUGCUGACAUUAGGAGUGAAGAUGUGCCCGGACAUCAGGGGGACCUCUCUACUUUUUUACACCAAGAGGGAAAGAGAGAUAAAGUUGUUCCUAGGAAUGGAGAGCUGUAUCAUUGUGUCUCAGAGAGUCAUGGUCCUCCCACCCGCAAGGACAUGCUUCGGGCAUCCUUUGUAACCAGGCACAGCCGGAUUCCUGUUUUAGCACAAGAAAUAGACUCAGCUUUUGAAUCAUCCUCUGCAGUCUCUGCAAAAGAAAAGCUUCUACAGAAGAAAGCCUACCAGCCAGAACUUGUCAAACUUCUGGUGGAAAAAAGGCAGUUCAAGUCUUUCUUGGGGGACCUUUCAAGUGCCUCUGAGAAGCUGCUAGAGGAGAAAUUAGCUGCUGCUCCUGUUCCCUUUUCUGAGGAGGAAGUCUUCACUCCCUUUUCCCGUCUGGCCGUAGAUUCCCACAUGAGUAGAUCAGCUGAAGAUGGCUUUCUGUCACCCAUCCUCUCCCAGUCUAGAAAGAGCAAGAUUCCAAGGCCAGUUUCCUGGGUCAGCACGGAUCAAGUUAACAGCUCAGCUUCACCUCAGUUCUUGCCUAGGCCGCCACCAGGAAAGCCACCAAUCAGGCCUGGAGUAGAAGCCAGGUUACGCAGAUACAAAGUUCUAGGGAGUAGUAACUCUGACUCAGACCUUUUCUCUCGCCUGGCCCAAAUUCUUCAAAAUGGAUCUCAGAAACCCCGGAGUACUCCUCAAUCCAAGAGCCCAGGAUCUCCUCACAAUCCAAAAACACCACCCAAGAGUCCAGUUGUACCUCGCAGGAGUCCCAGUGCCUCUCCUCGAAGUUCAUCCUUGCCUCGAACAUCUAGUUCCUCACCGUCUAGGGCUGGACGACCCCACCAUGACCAGAGGAGUUCGUCCCCACAUCUGGGGAGAAGCAAGUCACCCCCCAGCCACUCAGGAUCAUCAUCCUCCAGGAGGUCCUGUCAACAAGAGCACUGCAAACCCAGCAAGAAUGGCUCAAAAGGAUCUGGCAGCCUCCACCACCACUCAGCCAGCUCUAAAACUCCCCCAGGGAAGAGUAAGCCAGCCAGUAAACUCAGCAGAUAAGGAAGGAAGUGGGCUGCAUCUCUGGGAAAGGUGUGAGAUCUUCCUCCUAGACCUGAUGCAUGUGUGUCCCUGUACUGUCUGUUUCAAACAAUCAGUGUUGAUCUUCUCUUAAAAAAGAAAGUAACAUGAUCAGUUAUUUGAUAAGAAGACAUAAGUACAUACUAAGGAAUUACCUAGGGCAGGUAGGAAGCGGAUCAGGAGUCAAAUGCUUCAGUCCAGCAAAAUCCAAGGGGAAGAAACUUGUUACAUGAGCUCUUGUUACAGCUGCCCUCGAAACAGAAAAUUGAGGAUAGGAAAUAGAAUGGGAUUUUAAGUGAUUUUGCCUAAUUUGUUAGCCCUCUACUCAAAGAGUAUAGCAAAAGUGUUUGAUAUUUUUCUUUACAACUUCCUAACCUUGGAGAGUCAUUUUGCUGACAUCCAAAUAUAUAAGAAGCCUGUUGCCAGGAAACUAGUAUUUGGGUAUAUUUGGUCUGUGUGCUUAUUUAGUGAAUCCACACUUUUCUUUCCAUUCAUUCCUAGUAUCUUUUCCAGGUUUUACACGUUUUAAAAUCAAUGUUCCUUUCCUCUUAUUUUAACAGUUCACCCUAAUAAAGGUUUCAGCAGCACACACUAACACUUCAAAACCCAUUUGCCCUUAUUUAGUCAAACCUUGCUAUUUUCCUUUGAGCCACAGUUUUUAACUCAUAUUUUUAUCUAAAAAAAAAAAAAGCGAUGUCCAGCUAGAGCUGUUUUGGGCAGGUGUGUUUGGAGAGGGACAGAGAGUGGGAUAAUGUCCUUAAAGGUCGGAGCAUCCCCUUGUACCUAACUACAUCUCCUCCUGUAGAAGGAGGCUGACCAGAGGAGACAGCUCCCUUUGUGUCCUCCGUGCGCUCUCUCUAGUGCCAGCCUUCAAAGUGGCACUAGGAAAGCACAACACUUUGGAAUGUGGCUUAUGCUUUUAGAGAUUUAGAAAGAAGUAUGUUAUUGAGGCUUAUAAUCUUCAUAUUUUACAUUUUACACAUUUAGUUAUAUACACUUAGCCAAUAAGGAAUGAAUAUCUGGGGAAAUAAAUUUAGGUUAAAUAGUUUUCUUUCAAUGUUUUUAUAAAUUGGUUCUUGUAUUCUAUGCUUGGGCUCCUUAGCCUGAUCUCCACAUAAUCUCAAUUUAAAGUUGAAAGGACGAUCGUAUUUGUUCUAUUCUCACUCUCUUUCUAGCAAAAUCAGGCAAAUUAAAGAGAACCAGACUUUUUAAGUGGGCUAUUUGAUGCCCUGUGAGUGUUUAGUAUGAUAAAAACCUUAUUGAGGUAUGGGAAAUUGAUCUGCCUGCUGUUGAAAUCUGCCUUCUAACAAACAUAUACUUUCUCUUUGACCUUGUGUUGCUGCCAAACCUAAAACAAUUGAAUUUGAGGUAAGGGUGGAUGGAGAUGGAAGUGUAUUUCUUCACUAAGUGAGCAUGUUCAAUGCUGCACCCCAGCUGCCCUGAUACUGCACUGGUUUUCUGUAUUGAGCAUUUUCAAAAUGGGGACACUACACUGAGACAUAAGGUCUCCCUUGAGGAGUGUGGCAUAGUGUGUAAUCUAGUUUCUUUCCAGACUCAAGCAUUUCAGAGCAGUGCAGCAGAUAAGGCACAUUCACUGUUUGUCUGUUACAACUGGAGACUGACCCUUGUGUAUUAUAUUGUAGAACAGUUGCUGCAAUACUACUUGCAUGUCUUUCAUGGUAAAUUAUAUAAAUAUUAUAAAUAUAGAGACAUAUGCUUAUAUAAAUCCAUUCUUUCUCAUUCUGCAUUUGUAAUUUCAAAAUCCUAGAUGAUGAAAUUCCUUUCCUAUUGUGUGCCUCGUGUACACUUUGGCAUUGCCUAUCUUCAUUGUCUGAAAGUAUGUUCUGGGUAUGUGACACCUAAGAUUCCUCUUGCCUUCCAGGUGCAUAGUGCAACAGUUGGCAGUCCUUAACAAGCCAAGGUAUAAGAUACUUAAUUUUCAUUUAGAAAGUAUUUUAAUAGGUGAAAUUUUAAACAGGUUAUGCUUGUAAUACAGGCUCAAAGAUUACUCCUGUUGACCACAUCAUUCUGUCCAUGUGGUUAGAGUGGACCAAUGGGCAUUAUAACUAUGGAUCUGGCAGCAGCUGAUUUUUAAAACAUUUCCUGAAAGUUGGGAGUGGGGAUGAGAUGUAGGAGAAUUAAGAAAUUAUCUCUUUUGUUACAUUAGCUAAAGGAUGCUAAAAGUAGUCAGCUUUAAUAUUGACCUCUCUAGUCAGAAAUGUGCUAACAGUUACCACUGGGAAAGCUAAUACUGCCCAGACUUUUUUUCUGAAUUUUUCUGCUGACAGUCAAAACCCAGGGUGAUGGCAGCAUGACAGAGGAUGUUUUCUGUUUUGGUUUGUUUUCUUCAAUCUUCUAAUGUGUUGCUUCCUUUUCUACAUGUCAUUAACAAACUCAUCAAAAUCCAGAGAACAAAUGGCCUCAUUAUGUGAGAAUAUUUUAUUUUGAAUGUAGGGAAAACAGCCAACCAAAGAUGUUUUUGCUCCGAAGAAAAGGAAAUGGACUAAUUAUAUUUUAUGUAUCAGUAGGUCCAUUGAUUAAGUGCUGUUCUGAUAUAGUGAUUAAAAAACUGAACCAGGUGGUGGUGGUGCACGCCUUUAAUCCCAGCAAUUGGGAGGCAGAGGCAGGCAAAUCUCUUGAGUUUGAGACCAGUCUGGUCUACAGUGUGUGUUCCAGGACAGCCAGAGCUACACAGAGAAACCCUUUUUCCACCCCCGCAACAUAUACACACAAAAGAGAUUAAUAAGCAUAGUUUGUGCUUUUAGAUGUUACAGUUCUUUCAGGUUAGAAAUAGAAGUUGGCAACCUUAAGCCACACUUUUGGAUCAAGAGUAUAAUUCAGAGAAUCAAGCUUUUGUUUUGUUUUGGCUUUGUCAGUUCAUUAUUUUGAGAAAUUUCAGCCACAGAUCAUUCAAAUAAAUAUAAACAGGUUGGCUAUUUUACUUAAGGUGAGAAAUAUGAGCAAAGCUAUAGUGAAAGUAGUGUGAGGCUGACGUUAAAUUAUCUUUUGGAAAACAAGUACCUCCUGGCUUCCAUCUGCACAGAUCAUUCACUCACACCUGUCCUGGCCAUGGUCCCUGGGAUUAUUUCAGUGAGGCGGAAAAAAAAAAAAAACGGACUUAGUUCCUAAAAAUAGCUUAGUUCCUAAUGUUGCCCCCAAAUUUUACUACUGACUUUAGGCUUUGUGAAUUGCGUAAAGUAUCAAAAUCAUACCUAGUAAUUUUGCGAAGCCUAAAUGCAUUUGACUUCAAUGGAUAUUGAACAGAGGAGGAAAUUGGAUCAUGUCCAAUUCAACAUUAAGAUCCAGGUUUUAAGUCACCUUCCAAUGAAGCUGUCUGCAGCCAGGCACUUAUCUCCAGCCCUGGUACAGAGGUUUUUAGUUGCAUGAUUUGCAAUGAAUGUUUUUGGUAAAAGUUGCCUUACGAGUUAAUCAAGGCCUAAAAACAAACAA